Messenger RNA from Rhopilema esculentum, 1284 nucleotides. NCBI's taxonomy places the organism in Eukaryota, Metazoa, Cnidaria, Scyphozoa, Rhizostomeae, Rhizostomatidae. The record is from RefSeq and is a predicted model, not a curated record.
AUGGCACAGCUUCGAGCUCAGGAGAUUAUAAAUGAUCGAGACAUUGUCUCGCAAUUGUUGAGGAAGUCAUUUGCUGGAAGGACAGGUGCAGACCAGAAGCAGAUCGUACAGCAGCCAAGACCCAUGCCAAAGCUAGAAAUUCAUGGCAAUGGCAGAGUAUUUCAGGCUGAAUGGUACAGCAAAAAGGACUGGCUAUGUGGGAUUGAAAGUAGGAAAAGGCUUUUUUGUUGGCCAUGUUUAUUGUUUAAACCAGGUGUUUCUCAAACCUGGACAGAAACUGGCUACUCGAAUAUGCGUGGGUUUCUCUCUGACUGCAGAAAGCACGAAAAGGCCAAAUCCCAUUUUGAUUCCUAUAAAAUGUGGAAAACAUUUGAUACAGGUGAGCGAGUAGAUGUUUUAUUUUCAAGAGCCAGGAGGGAUGAAAUUGAACGACAUAAUGAGGAAGUAAGGCAGAACAGGGACAUGUUGAAAAUUAUUAUUGAAGCCGUUUUGUACCUUGCAAAACAGGAGUUAGCUUUCAGGAGUCAUGACGAAUCUAAUUCAAGCCUAAAUAAAGGGAAUUACCGCGAAUUAUUGGAAUGUUUAGCAAAAUUUGAUUCAAUCUUUGAACGCCAGCUGCAUGGGAGGCUAGCUGAUCAUGAAAGAGGGAAUAUCCAAGGGGGGGUUUUUACGGGUGUUUCGCCUGAUACACAAAAUGAUCUUAUUGAAUGUAUAGAUUCUGUUAUUCAAGAUCAAAUCGAUCGUGAAAUUGAGCAAUGCACAUUUUUGAGUAUCCAAAUUGAUGAAGCAACAGAUUUUUCCACCAAAGAACAACUCAGCUGCAUUAUUCGCCUAGACAAGGAGGGUGAGAUUGUUGAGAGGUUCCUUAAAUUCCAUGAUGUUAGUUCAGACAGAACUGCAUCAUCCAUAAGCACAAUUGUAAAAAUGUUACUGCAUAGGUACGGUGAAGCAUUGAAAAACAAACUUAUCAUGCAAACAUAUGAUGGAGCUUCAGUUAUGUCUGGACAUAUUUCUGGGGUUCAAACAUUGGUCAGGGAUGACUAUCCUUAUGCUUAUUUUUUCCACUGUGCAGCUCAUAGAUUGAAUCUUGUUCUUUGUCAGUCUGCAUCUUCCAUUUCUAGUGUAAAAGUAUUUUUUGCUAAUGUUGGUGCUUUCAGCAGCUUUGCAAGUGUAAGCUCCAAAAGAAAAUCUUUGCUACGAGCACAUGGUCUUGAUAUCCCUGUUCCUAGUGAAACAAGAUGGUGUUACCGCUCACGUACGAUAAAUGUAAUUUCAGAAAAUUAA